This is a messenger RNA of Gigantopelta aegis, 2083 nucleotides long. RefSeq lists its product as uncharacterized. The record is from RefSeq and is a predicted model, not a curated record. Lineage: Eukaryota; Metazoa; Mollusca; Gastropoda; Neomphalida; Peltospiridae. The transcript has 5 exons. The coding region runs from base 148 to 1605 and encodes 485 amino acids.
GGAGAAGGUGCUUAGAAAUGGAACUCAUUUCCUUUCAACAAAACGUCCUCAAGCUGGCGCUGCUGAACCCCAUGGACACUGACCGACUUUGUUGACGUCAUGAUGUGACGUCACAUGACUGUUAAGAAAUCAAACCAAUAUUAAACAAUGACAGCUAAACGGUCCAACAUAAACAUAUUUUCUGUUGAGAACAAAGUGCAUGGAUCUCAGCAGACGUCGAAAUCACGACAGGAAGGAAACCACAUACACCAUUCAGACGGACUGCCAGACAAGAUACACGAACAGCUUCGCCGACAUCGAUACAUGCAGGUUUUAUUCUUUAUCAUCAUUCUGGGUAUCGACACAAUGGAUUUUGUUGCUGACUGGCUGUUCUACACGAACGUCAGAAUCGCUGAACAGGGGCUGGUGUACGGAGUUCCCGACCAGAAAGCCGUAACGGCCCUGUUCUUCUUUUCCAUCAUCGGUUCGCUGACUUUCUUCUUUGAAACGACCAACCUCGGAAUGGCGACCUUCACCGGGCAUUCGUGGCUACACAUGGACCUGGUUUGCGCAGUGACAAUGUGGGUGGAGGAUAUCCCGCAGAUAAUGAUAAACGUCUACAUCUCGCUGUGCCGCGAGGACCCCAUCAGCGUCUUCCAACUGACCAAGGCCGCGGUCGUCAUCCUCGGCAUCGUUAUCCGAAUCGUCAUCUUAUCUGUCAAGUACUGUAGCCACGACAGUCUCGUCGAGCUCAAACAGCGCAACCCGGAGUCGCGACGCCACGUUACCUACCGCGUCUUCAUCAUGAUAGGACUCGUCUUCAAAAUGGCUGGGGCCGUCACCAUCUUCAUCCUCACGCAGACGAGCAGGGACCUCAGCGGGAAGGUCAUCUUUGAGGUCCCCGACACCAUCUUCAAGGCCCGUUACCACGACGCCAGGUACUUCCACAACGUGAGCGUGUACUUACACCACCCGACGUUCGACUACACCGAUGACACACCGAACGACACCAACAGCCACUGGAUGCGACUCAUCACCAUCAACAGCAUUCGGAACCUGCCCGAGAAGGAAAUGAUGUUCGACUAUGAGUUUCAGGAUCUGCCGAAUGAACUGAAGAUGAUUCUGUGGGAGAACGACGGGGGGAGUAGCUGGCAGGCGCAGGAGUGCUACACGCUUGACAAAUCCACCAGGAUCAUCACACCCACCACACCAUGUGGCGCGGCCUUCGUGUCGGCUCCCCCAGACACCUCCAUCAUCUUCCAGUUUUCAUUCACGCCUCCCGACAGAGUGUUCCAAAAACUCAUCUUCGGUGACAUAACGUUCAACGUUAAAAUUAACGAAAACGGCACAUGCCGAUCUAUCAGCAAAAACCAGCUGGGGCAUUACUCACAGACGGGAUCCAACAUCCCCGUGGUGGUGCACUACUACCGGACCAACGUCAGUGAGGCCAACCACAUCGUCAACGAAGGCGGCGCGGUGCGGUUCUACGAGAACGAGAGAGAUCUGAUUGACAUCAAGGAGGUGUGGCAGAAUGGCUGGAUGGACUGCGUAACAAAGGGCAGUCACGGCCCCCACUACGACGUACAGAUUAACCCCCCUUGCAGCACAACACAGCUUACACCUUAACGAAAACAAAUUUCAUAGCUAAUCUACCAGAACCUAUGAGUGACGGUUGGAAAAUGAUAUUGAAUGGAUUGGUUUAUGUAGACAACGUGUUUGUUUUAAGGUUAACACAUGCGAAGAAUAUUCACAUGACCAUGGGGGUGAGGUUCAACAACCAUGACAUGAAACGCCAAGUUGUCUUUAACUCGUAUAUGAAUGACCGAUGGAAUCGCACCGUUGAGACUGACACAUUUCCCUUUGAAUUAAGGAAGCCGUACAGACUUGAGAUACAGCUGGAUGGAGAUGUGUUUAAGGUUAGCGCCAAUAACGUUGAUACCUACGACUUCCCAGUGAAGUCACCUGAAAAGAUAACAGAAGUCAAAAUCCUCUUUGACACCACCAUUACAAAACUAGCAUUCGAAUACUAAACCGACGAACUCGCGGAUAUUCCAGACUAAACACCCCAAUAAUUAUGUUUAAAUAAAACACACUUGUGUUUAAA